AUGGCUCAUCCAACUCUGUCACAGCCCUCGGUCAUGGGCAUGCCCCCCUUCAUGGCCGACUUCCUCAUGGGCGGCGUCUCUGCGGCUGUCUCCAAGACCGCGGCCGCCCCCAUCGAGCGCGUCAAGCUCCUUAUCCAAAACCAAGACGAAAUGAUCAAAGUCGGGCGCCUGGACCGCCAAUACAAGGGCAUAGGCGAGUGCUUUAGCCGCACGAUCUCGGACGAGGGGUUUCUCAGCCUCUGGCGCGGAAACACGGCGAACGUGAUUCGGUACUUUCCCACACAGGCGCUGAACUUUGCGUUUCGGGAUAAGUUCAAAAAGAUGUUUGGGUAUAAGAAGGAUCGUGAUGGAUAUGCCAUGUGGAUGAUGGGGAAUCUGGCUUCAGGAGGUGCUGCUGGAGCGACGGGGCAACUCUUUGUGUAUUCUCUCGAUUACACGCGGACUCGACUGGCGAAUGACGCAAAAUGGGGACAGCACCAGUUCAACGGCUUUAUCGAUGUGUACCGGAAAACCCUUGCAUCAGAUGGCAUCGUCGGGCUGUACCGCGGUUUCUUUCCCUCCGUCGUUAGAGCUGUUGUAUAUCGCGGCCUGUACUUUGGCAUGUACGACUCCUUCAAGCCACUCAUUCUCAUCGGAUCGUUGGAUAGCAACUUUCUGGCUUCGUUUUGUCUGGGUUACUUCGUCACCACAGCUGCAGGCAUUGCAGCAUAUCCCCUCGACACGAUCCGACGACGCAUGAUGAUGACUUCGGGAGAAGCCGUCAAGUAUAAGAGCUCGUUUGACGCAGCUAGGCAAAUUGUUGCGAAGAACGGAGUGCGGGCUCUGUUUAAUGGCGCUGGGGCGAAUAUUCUUCGUGGUGUUGCUGGAGCUGGAGCGUUGUCUAUCUACGACCAGCUUCAGAUCAUCCUCUUCGGCAAGGCAUUUAAAGGGGAGUGA
This is a messenger RNA of Trichoderma citrinoviride, 936 nucleotides long. Its product is annotated as mitochondrial carrier. Bases 1 to 936 code for a protein of 311 amino acids. Gene Ontology annotation, cellular component: mitochondrial inner membrane. The record is from RefSeq and is a predicted model, not a curated record. NCBI's taxonomy places the organism in Eukaryota, Fungi, Ascomycota, Sordariomycetes, Hypocreales, Hypocreaceae. Gene Ontology annotation, molecular function: ATP:ADP antiporter activity. The transcript has a single exon. Gene Ontology annotation, biological process: mitochondrial ADP transmembrane transport; mitochondrial ATP transmembrane transport.